CGCACGAAAAGAGAAACAGCCAAGUUAAUAAUUUGACAAACGCAGUUGUCAAAGCUUCUGUCAACCCGGUAGGGUAAUCUAAAUCUAAGCCUAUGUAAUACUAGGUUUGCAUUUCGCACAGGAACCUCUAUCAACACAUGGCUUCAACUGGUGGCCGAACGUGCAUAUUAGCUAACAAGUGUUAUCGCAGUCACAACCUGGAUGAAGAAGAAAUAUGUGAAUGACAUGAAAGAUAAAAAGAAUACUGAACCUACAAUUCAUAACUGGAAAGUUUCAGAAAAUAGACAUGACAAAGAGUAAUAUGAGCCAAAAGAUUCUGAUAUAGAGACGAUUUUGUUAAGGUUGCGAUCUGAUACAACUUUUAAGAAAGACUUGGAUGUCGUCAAAUAAAGAAGUAAUAAAUUCAAGAAAGCUAUCGUAUUCAGGCCAGACAGCCCAAGAAAAAGAAUCAUGUUUGUGGACAUUUCUAAAUAAAUGAAAAUUGGGUGAAAUCAGGAUUUUUAUCAAAGAUAGUGUCAAAGAAUGAUAGUGGUAAGCAGUUAGUUGAGCUCUUGAAUAGAUCAAGACAUGUCCACUUUAGAGACCAGCCACAAGCAUCACACACUGGCUAACUAUAACACACAAGAUCCAGCAAGUAACAUGCAUAACACAUCUAAAGAAAUAAAACACCAAAAUACUUCAUUCAGUUGUGACACUUUCUCAGAGGACUUUGAAAAAAACAACGAUAUGGAGUUUCAGGACAAGCAAGAGUCUGUAGAAAAUGGACACAAUAAUAACAAAUCUGAAUCUGGAGAUAUAAAUGAGGAAUUCGAUGAGGAGUCUGAGAGUCAGAUUGAUGUUGGAAUGGACACUGAAAUGAAACAUUCUGCACCUGAAAUAAACACUAAUAAAAAGACUGAAGACAUGAACUCUGAGUUAAGUCUGCAGGAAAGAGCAUUCAGACAUCAUUUGGAAAUGCGUCGCGAAUCACCAUUAUCUCCAGAGACUUCACGUCUCCUUCGUGAAAUCCUCCAAGGAAAAGAAAAACAUUUCCAAGAGAGAAUUGCCAAUGGAGAAAUCCCAUCUUCUGACAGUGCUCUAAUCUCAAAAUUCCUUCAGCAGGAAAAUCGUUUGUUACAAAAUGGCAAUGAUGUUGAAAAUGAUGAUGUGUCGCUACAAUCUGUGUCACCAGCAGAAACGUCAUCAGAUGAAAGUGACCAAGAAAACAGUCAACCAAAGCUAAUGACCAACUGCAGUGUUGAUUACAGCAAAGCCAAUGGCCAGUCAGGUAAUACAGAUCAAAUAGUUAGUCAUGACUCCAUCAAAAUUAAAGGGGAACGAGUUGAUAAUAUUAUAUCUAGUCUGAGUCGAAUUUCUCCUUCUCGGGCAUUAUCUGAUAUGGCAGGAAAUCAAGUAGAGGGGCGAAGCAGGAAGCGAAAAUCAUACAUUCCCCAGCAGCAUGAUGCCUCAGGUACUGAUUCCUCAGGUAACAAAUAUUGCAAAACUGAAAAAGACUUUUUACGUGUCCAGUUGAAAGACAUGCAAAAACAGCUUAAAACUAUGCAAAAGAAAUAUGUUGAUUUAUAUGAGAAUGCUAGUACUGACCAAUCAGAACUCUCAGAUUAUGACACUGAAAAAACAAAAUUAGACAAUUUUAGAAAUGGCGAAAGAAAGGUGUUAAACUCUAGUCCAUUCAUGAAUCAAGCAACAAAAAUUGUUAAAGAAACUGACAGAAAAAUUAACCUUGCUAUGCUCAGUGAAAAACCUGAUCUCCAAAAAUUUGCGCAUUUACUUAAAUCUGAAAUAGCAUCAUCAAUUGGCAGUGUUGUGGACAAUAUUGUGUCAAAGUUUGUUGAAAAACAACAGCAUGUUGAAGAAAUGAAGAAAAAAGUUCAAGAGGAAAAGGAAAAAGUCCAACAGGAGCAGAAGUCCCCCCUUCAAAGACCUGGCUUAUCUCCAGUUGGUCCAGUCGGCCCCCACUCUCAUCCAAUAUUCCAGCCCCAUAAGCUCCUCUCCCCCCAUCAGCCUCCUCACCUUAAUUUCAAAUCCUCAAAUGCCCAGAUGAGUGAUACCAUGACUCAUAAUGCAAUUAAAUCCAAAGUAGCGGAAAAAGUUCACAGUCGUGUCACCGAUAGUCAGCCUCAGUCUGAAAAUAACUUAAGCAUCAGAGUUCCAUCUUUUGAUCAUGCCAGAUUUGAAAGCCGUUUUCGCGAACGUGAAGGUCUCCCCCCUCAUCAUAUCCCACCACAUAGUCUACACAGUGCCUUCCCAGGGUUCCCAUAUUUCCCUUCAACACACCACCUCCCCCCUACACAGAUACCCAUGCUGCCCCCUCCUUACAAUAAGGACAUUGAGCAGACAGAACCAAUUUCUCUUGUGAUGAACACCCCAAAGAGGAAGCGAACAAAGGUAACAGACACCCGUCUCUCCCCAAGAGCUGCAAGACAGCUUCUCUCAGAACCCAAUGGGAAUGGCAGCAUUCGUGAUUUGAAUCGUGAGUUUGGCAUGAUGCAUAAAGAAAUGAAAGAAGAGCUACAAAAGAGAGAUGGUUUUUAUCCAUCCAUGGGACUGAACCUACCAACCAGCGUAGCCAUUCCUAACCCUGGCCUGAUGCACUCUGAUGUCCUGGCCAUGUACUCCCAGAGAGGACCUGGGUCUGCCUUCAGUGAGAGGCCCCCCUCCUCCCACCAUUCACCACCCACUGGAGAGAAUGGAUCACCACACAUUGCUCGGGUACCAUGUGAUCAGUCGCCAUUCCAAAUGCGGGAGAUGUCCAGUCUGAGCAGAGAAGACAACAACAGUAGCCCAUCUGAGGGGUCUUACUACGAUGGCUGUCAAACCAUAACAUUAACUCCUAUGCACCUGAGGAAGGCCAAACUGAUGUUCUUCUACUCGCGCUACCCCAGUUCAGCCAUCUUGAAGGUUUACUUCCCAGACGUGAAAUUCAACAAGAACAAUACUGCACAGCUUGUGAAAUGGUUCAGCAAUUUCCGAGAGUUCUACUACAUUCAGAUGGAGAAGUAUGCCAGACAGGCAUUGGCUGAGGGAGUGAAGAAUGCAGAGGAUCUCAUCGUCACCACAGACUCUGAACUCUAUCGCGUUCUCAACCUUCAUUACAAUAGGAACAACCAGAUCGAGGUCCCUGAUAAUUUCCGUUUGGUGAAUCAAGCAACUCUGCGUGAAUUCUUCAAAUCUAUCCAACAAGGGAAAGACAUGGAACAGUCUUGGAAGAAACAGAUUUACAAGAUUAUUGCACGUCUUGAUGAUACACUCCCAGAAUAUUUCAAAUCUCCCAACUGGAUGGACCAAUUGGCCGAUAUGUAAUGGUGUAAUUAAACAGUUGUUUGAAGUUUAUGGACAAUAAAUUGCCAAUAGUUGCUAUAGUAACUCAUUGUGAUUAUUUUUGCUAUGGUAACAAAAACAAGUACUGCAUAUUGCUUCCAAGUAAGAAAUGUAGAUUGUCUAGCAAUAUGGUGAUCUGUACAUUCUUUGAUGUAAUCAGUGGUUUAAACAAGACAUUGUAAGCCAGGAAAAACAAUGUAGUUUUUAUAAAAGUAGACAAUUAUGGUUGCUUAGUAAUGAUAUACAUUCCAAAUGUAUAUUGUAUAACCAUAGCAACAAGCAAAGUUGCCAUUAAGCUAAUUUCAUCUCCAUCGACCACAUUCCAGAUCAUGAAAAAAGCAAUUGAGAAAAUGGGCGUGUAUAAUUCAUCAGAUGGCUGCAUGACAUCAGGGUUAAGAUUAAUUAAGGGUGUAGACUAAAAUUGUCAAAGAGUAAAGGGUGUAUAAAGGCAACCAAGUGGUCUAACUAUUUGGGUUGAAAACUUGUAAUUUCAUGAGUGAGAGUCCAAUACUCUAGCAGUGUCAAUAUGGGUCCACUUGAAACAAACAGUUCCUCUUAAAGAUAAUAUAUAUUUUCAAUAUAUUCACUUCCCAUUCCAUUACUGUAAAUAUUGCUUAUAAACAGGUAUACCUGGUGCUUCUCUGACAUUCCAAUUCCAUUUGAAACAAUUAUGACUCUUAUUUCCAUUUACUUAUGAAAAUCUUAUUUUUUGCUGAAACCCCAAAAGUAACAUUUUGUAAAAUCUAAGUAAAAAGGGGCAAAUUUGAAGUGGACAAAAUCAUUUUGACCCUUCAUACCACAUGAUUCCUCAAGUAAAGUACCCAAAACGACAUAACUUUGAUCUUCAAAAUUUUCCAUGACAGUUAAAAGUAGACACUUAUAAGUAAAGAGGAGCUUAAAUUAUUCCAGUAUCACCUUAUUCAACUUGUUCAAAUUAUAUUUAACAUCACUUUUGAAGUGCUACUCUAUUAAAGAGUUUGAAUCAUCAAAUGUUUAAGCGGAUACAACAUCUAAUUAUUUGAUAACUCUGAGGUCAUCUUUCAAUUGAAUUAUUUUGAUAAUUUUUUAUAAAUUGGACUACACAACUUUUAAGAAACUUAAUUUCUUUCAUCUGUUUGAUUAUGAGAUUGGUCACAGGUACACACUACAAUCAUACUAUAUGAGAAAUUGUGUUGCAAGUUGUGUCAACUGUGUCAACUAUGUUGCUGUGUCAACUUAACUAAAAGCUAUCAACUUAUUUUUGCUCUAUGGCCCAUCAUGGUUAGGUUGAUUGAUACUCAAAUCUGAUACUCCAUGUAGUCUUUUAAGAAGUAUAUUAUUCUUAUAUUUAUACCUGGUUUUCUACUCAAUUCCAUGACUUAAAGUGUGAUGCAUGAUGUAACAUAUGUCACAAUGACAUGUAAAGAACAAACAGACAAACAAAGGUGAAAUGGGAUUCAUGGUAGGCCUAGUUAUCAUUGUGUAAGUUUGUAAGUUCACUUUACAUAUACAGUAUAUAUAUUCCUGCUAUAUAUGACUUAGUUUAUGUAUGUCAGAGUUAAUUAUUUAAAGUUUAACUUAUUUUGAAGUUUUUUCAUUAUUUGUAAAUAGACUAUGCUUCAUGUACAUUGCACAUAAGGCCCUACAUAUUAUGUAGAUUGUAAAAAAAUGUAAAAUGAGGGAAGAAAAAAAUGGUGGAGGGAUCAUUGUAAAGAAAAGUUUGAGUUGAAGCUAAAGUAAACUACAUAUGUAUAAACCUGUUUAAAUUAGAUUUGAGAGUGUGAAAUUUAGUCAUUAAAUGUUAACAGAAUGGUAAAAAUUAGUAUUGUGUAUGAAAAUCCAUCACAAGAAGUUGUCGUUUUCACUUUUAGUGAAAUUUAGACUUUUGGUGAUGAAAAUUUAUGUGAUUUUAGAUUAUUCUAAUUCGUAUUUUAUAUUAUUCCUGAUUAUUUAUAUUUUAUUGUUAUGUAAUUAAAUUGAUUCAGCAUAUACAGCUUACCAAAGAGCUUGGAUUUGAAGCUACUUUCUAAGUAUUUGCUUCUUUUGGAAUGUAUAGCUGAAAUUCUUUAAUUCCAUUUUGUUUGGGAUUGAAAAAGUUCAGAGAUACUUCGAGGUUUUGGGUAAUUUUUUAUUACACCCAGCACAUGUAUCUGUAUAUAUUUUAUAUAUAUUUAUGUAAUCUUACUGAGUGUUAAAAAGUGGCAAUGUUUCAUGAUGGUGCCAUUUGUUUACAUGCCGGGAGUAAGCAAUUUCUGUAUUUCCCUAAUUAUGAGAAAAUGUGCAAUUUUGGUUUAUGAAUAAACUCACAGGAUUUAGUUCAGAACAUAGAAUAUAACAUUCUUGUUUGGAAAAGAUUGAGAAAAUGUUUAUGACUGGUGAAUUGUCUUUUUCAAUAAAAGUCAUUCCAUUUUUCAUUUAACAUUCAUCUGGAAAAGCCUUCAUGAUAAUGUAAAUAAGUAUGCAAGAAUUAUAACGGAAAUAUGCAAUGUAAAAUAUGACAGUUAGAGAACAAGUUACUGUAGGAUGUAAUGUAGAUAGAAUCAAUGGUAGGCUAUUCAAAAUGUCAUUCACUCAUUUUGACUCUGUAGUCUAACUUAUUUAUUACUUAGGUUUUGUAGAUUAGUAGAUUUAGUAAAUUAGUAUCAGAUCAAGUUUUAGUAAUAUUUGUAAUAUUAGCCAUUUGCCUUGCAUAAUUGAUAAUGACAGGUAUCUUAUGCAGGUUUAGUGGUUAAAUCUUGCCUCUAUAAUGUGCCACCGAUUUCCAGUAUAUGGAGAAAAUUUAAUAACAUGUAUAUAUAACUGAUGGUAGAUUGGUUAUAAAUCAUGUAUGGUAAAACAUAAGUUGCCAAUCAUGGUAUGGUGAUAUGAAUGCAAUUGUAAUUUAUGCGAUUUACACAUUAUUUAUUUCAGACAAUGUUUAAAACACUUUGAAUCUGAUCAUACUAUUUUUUCAUUAUUUAUACUUUAACAAUCAAAUAUUCCAUAUCGUUAUAAGCUCAUUUUUUUCUCUGGUAUAUAUGUAUGUAGUGGAUGUACCAUGCACCAUAUUAUUAAUAUGUUACACUGGUAUAAAUCAGCCUGCAUGACUGUGGUUUUUGGCUCAUUAUAUAUAUGGUGUACAUGAUAAAUAAUCAAGAGAUGUAUAAAAAAUUAGUAUUGAUUAUUCUAGAAAAUGUGGUAAAAGCUAUGUAUGUAGACCAAGAUAUAUUUUAAGUGGUCAAAGCAAAUUGUGAUGUAAAAUUUCAAGUAAUUUUUGGUGUUAUAUAUUAUAUAGAAAUGAUAAAUAAAAUUAAAAAAA
Molecule: messenger RNA, 6598 nt
Organism: Owenia fusiformis
Lineage: Eukaryota; Metazoa; Annelida; Polychaeta; Sabellida; Oweniidae
Source: the annotation of a GenBank genome assembly